Molecule: messenger RNA, 2872 nt
Organism: Boleophthalmus pectinirostris (great blue-spotted mudskipper)
Lineage: Eukaryota; Metazoa; Chordata; Actinopteri; Gobiiformes; Gobiidae
Gene: cep89
Product: centrosomal protein 89
Exons: 18
Coding region: 148-2382 (744 amino acids)
Biological process (GO): chemical synaptic transmission; cilium assembly; mitochondrion organization
Cellular component (GO): ciliary transition fiber; centriole
Source: RefSeq, a predicted model, not a curated record
UCUACAACAACACGUAUCUGUCAGCCUGUUGAAUGUGGUCUACUCUGGCGUUUGGAAUACUUUGAUUUCAGACAUCAGAAACAUUAGGAAGAUUUUUAUGGUACAACUAUUUGGCGAAACUCUGAAGAAAACGCCACGUGGUCCGCAAUGUUAAAAUUUAGCUUCAGGAGGGAUAGAGAGAAGGAUUUUAAACAUAUCAGCCAUGGUUUAAUCCCAGCUGCCUCCAUAGCCCCCAAACCUGCAGUGCCUCGUACCCCUCCCCCUCGCAGUCCAGCCCCCUCACCUGAGAGACCCAGGUCUGCAUUGGCAGCAGCUAUUCUGUCUUCUUCGCUCACUGGGCAGACAUGGGCACUGCCUCCUACACGUCCAAGGUCUUUCACUGAAAGUGAUCCAUCUGAUUCUGUGAAUUAUGAACCAAACGGGACAGAACAAUAUGAACGCGAAAGAUGGUCAGAAGAUGUGCCUAGUCCAGAGCACUCUGAAGGGGAGCUGGAUGAUCAAGAUGGUUUAAAGGAGAUGAAUGAAAUUGAGGAACACAUCUAUCAGACUUUGAACACUGGGAGGCAAUGUGAAAUCGUUGAACCUGUGUAUGCAUUUCCUAUCAAAAGCAAGGCAAGUGCACAACAACUGACUGAAACAUCUGGUGAAGCCCCUGCUUUCGAUUGUAAAGAAGAAACCAUUGUGCAGUCUCCUAAACAUAGUCAUAAAUCCUUUAAGAAGAGCUCUAGAAAGAACAACAAUGUGGGAUCUGCACAAGCAGGCCAAACUUAUGACGGUCUCUCCCGACUCAGUGAAGACCUUCUCUCUAGACAUUCUACGCAUGUUUCUUCGGUUGUUAAUAAGCCUCACAUGGAAGAACAAACAAAUGAAGAUGAGAAUGGUCAAAUGGAUCCUGAACUAAGGCCACCAAAAAGAUCCUUACCAGAAAUAAUUAAUCAUCAAAACUCUUUAAAUCCCAUGGACAGAAGAGAGGAUUUAGUCUGUAAGACUCCACUCUGCCAAGCUGAACUGCAGAAUUUAAGAAGGCACGCUCAGGAGCUGGUGGAUGAGAAUGAUACUCUCAAGAUGACAGUGCAUCGUCUCAAUGUGGAGCUAAGCCGCUAUCAAGUGCGCUUCAGGCCCCUUUCCAAAGAGGAGAGUUCCAAAAUCAGUGGACUAUCAAUGACAGAGUCACCACCACCCUGGCUGCUCGACGUGAAGUAUUUAUCUCCAUUAUUACUCGCUUAUGAGGACAGAAUGAAUGAAAAGGAUGCUCUUCUUAAAACCACAGAGGAGGAAAUGAAGAGAUUACGAGUCCAUGUCGAGGAGGUGAUCAAAGAAAAUGAGAAACUGCACAAUGACAUUGCAAAGAUAGGAGGAGUUACACAGACAGAUUGGCAACAGCUCCAAGAACAAGCUUUCCUCGUUUUGCAAGAGAACCAAGUACUGAUUGAGCAGCUAGAGGCUGAAAAUGUUAAAUCUCACGAAUCCCAGAGUAAACAUCAUUCUGAAGUAUCCAAGUUGGCCAAGCAAGUGAUGAUUUGCGAAGCAGAAAAACAACGUUUGGAGGAGGAACUGGAGGCCAGCAAGAGAGAGGCCCAGAAAAACAAGAGGAAUGCACAAGCUCUGCAGGACCGCCUGAAAGAUGCAGUCACAUGGAACGAACACUGCAACAUUGCCGGAAAACUGCGAAGGCAACUGGAGCAGCAGGAGAAUAGGAAUAAGAAUAACACGGAGGAACUCCUCCUUAAAAUGACCCGUCUGGAAGAGGACAACAGGAACCUGAAUUUGGACAAGGAAAACCUGUCUACUGCCAUCAAGAGCCUACAGAUGGAGUUGAAGAUAUCCAAACAAGCUUAUAGGAAGGCAGAGGGGAGGUUGAGUUUGCUGAAGCACGAGAAGGCUGAAUCUGUACUGAAAGAGGAAAAGACUCGACAUUACCUUGGAGCUGUCGUCUCGGUGGCAGAGCACAUUUCCCUGGAGAGAGACCAACUGUUGCACAUGGCAUCAGUUCUUGAGCAAGAAAAGCAAGGAUUUAUCUGCAGUCUGUUGAAUGGCACUGUUCGCCUCGGAAAGCUACAAGAACAGGUCAAGGUGUACCGCAGGCAAGCGUCGAGCAGGCUGGCCGUGCUGGAGAGGGCUGCCGAGGGGAGCGUGGCUUCUCACCGGAGGGAGAUCCUUCACCUGCAGAGGCUGCUGGGAGAAAGACAAGAGGCAGAGGAGAGGCUGCUGCAGUCCAAGCGGGAAACUGAAGAGGAACUGGAGGUGGUGUGGCAGGCAGCCACCAGAGAAAACCAGCAAAUAAAGGAACUCCUUGCCAGCUCAAGGCUCAGCCUUGGACAUAAAUGGACUUCUGUAGCAACAGAUGGAACUAUUACAUCCAGUAAACAUCAACUUACAUGAGCUUCACCAAGUUCUGUAUCUCCAUACAGAGAAGGCUUCAGACUUCACUGUGGCUAAAACAUCUAUGUUUCUACUUCUCACUUUUAGUAUUAUUUAUUAGUAUUAUGUAAUCUGUAAUCAUUAUGCUAGAUACCCAAGCAUAAAAUGCUGAAUUGCUCAUAUAGGUUUAUCACUUUCCAUGUUGGCACUAGUUAUUUUGUAUUUUAAGUGUCAUUUCCACUGGCAUGGUUUAAUUGGGGCCACCUUGGUGCGAGGCCACCUGCACUCGGGAAGCAUUUCCAUUACAGUGGGCCCAGACCACUUUGGGCAUAACACAGGUCUAGCAAGACACACCCAAUGGCAUGACAAUGGCUUACACCACGAGCCGCUAGUGUAUAUUGGUGAUUACACUUUUGUGCCACCCUCAGGCUGCAUCAGGCAUGUGCACAGCAAGACGUUUUAUCAUUUGUGUCUAACAUGCCGUUUCAUUUGCAGAUUCAACAAGAACAAU